UCUUCCCCCCACCCUCGCGCCUCUUUGUGUUGGUAAGAGUUGGAUCGCGACCAUGGCUCUGCUUACGGAUCUCAUCAACCUCGACCUUUCAGAGACGACCGACAAGAUCAUAGCUGAAUACAUAUGGAUUGGAGGAUCUGGUCUGGACUUAAGAAGCAAGGCUAGGACUCUCCCAGGUCCUGUCACUGAUCCCUCCCAGCUUCCUAAGUGGAACUACGAUGGUUCUAGCACAGGUCAAGCUCCUGGUGAGGACAGCGAAGUAAUCUUAUAUCCUCAAGCAAUUUUCAAGGAUCCAUUCAGGAGGGGAAACAACAUCCUUGUUAUGUGUGACUGUUAUACCCCGGCUGGAGAGCCAAUCCCCACUAACAAAAGAUACAAUGCUGCUAAGGUUUUUAGCCAUCCUGAUGUUGUUGCAGAAGAGCCUUGGUAUGGAAUUGAGCAGGAGUACACCCUCUUGCAAAAAGAUGUCAAAUGGCCUCUUGGGUGGCCGGUUGGUGGCUUUCCUGGUCCUCAGGGUCCAUACUAUUGCUCUGCUGGUGCAGAUAAAUCUUUCGGCCGUGACAUAGUUGAUGCCCACUACAAGGCCUGUCUUUAUGCUGGCAUCAAUGUUAGCGGCAUCAAUGGAGAAGUCAUGCCAGGCCAGUGGGAGUUUCAGGUUGGACCUUCUGUUGGCAUUUCUUCUGGUGAUCAAAUAUGGGUUGCCCGCUACAUUCUUGAGAGAAUCACUGAGAUUGCAGGAGUAGUUCUCUCUUUAGAUCCAAAGCCAAUCCAGGGAGAUUGGAAUGGUGCUGGUGCGCACACAAAUUAUAGUACCAAAUCCAUGAGAAAUGAUGGAGGAUAUGAAAUCAUCAAGAGUGCUAUUGAAAAGCUUGGCAAGAUGCACAAGGAGCACAUUGCUGCAUAUGGAGAAGGCAAUGAACGCCGCCUCACUGGACGACAUGAGACUGCUGACAUCAACACCUUCAUAUGGGGAGUUGCUAAUCGCGGUGCAUCCAUUCGAGUUGGUCGUGAGACAGAGCAAAAUGGCAAAGGUUAUUUCGAGGACCGGAGGCCAGCGUCAAACAUGGAUCCCUAUGUUGUGACCUCCAUGAUUGCCGAGACCACCAUCCUCUGGAAACCAUGAACAGUGAAAUAAUGCAGAACUUACACUUUCUCUUUGUUCUGGGACUCUGUUUACUCAUCAUUUCAUGUUCUUCUGGUUGUCAAUUUCCAUUGGGAACUCCCAUUCUAUAUGUUCAGGGAACCUCCAUGCCCUGUUUGAAUCCUUCAGUGGACAGUUGGGUAUUGUUCAUCUGAUUUAGCUUCCCCCUGCUACUUAAACUUACUGCAUUGGCAAUAAUUCAACAAAAUAGUGAACCGAGUGAUGUUAUGAAGCAUUAUCCAA
This is a messenger RNA of Musa acuminata subsp. malaccensis (wild Malaysian banana), 1384 nucleotides long. RefSeq names its product glutamine synthetase nodule isozyme. Gene Ontology annotation, molecular function: glutamine synthetase activity. NCBI's taxonomy places the organism in Eukaryota, Viridiplantae, Streptophyta, Magnoliopsida, Zingiberales, Musaceae. Gene Ontology annotation, cellular component: cytoplasm. The record is from RefSeq and is a predicted model, not a curated record.